AUGGGAAGAACAAAGCUAAAGUUUGCUUGGAUCGGGAAUCAAAGGGCAAGAAAAAACGCUUACAAGAAGAGGAUGCAAGGACUGAUUAAAAAAGCUGGUGAACUAACCAUCUUGUGUAAUAUGAGUGCUUGUUUGAUCUUUUUCAGCCGUGAUGAUAACAGGUUGGUGGUGUGGCCGUCUCACGAGGUGGCUGAAUCUCUCAUCGAGCGGUUUUACUCAUUACCCGAUAUCGAGAGGAACCAGAAGGCAGAGGAUCAAGAGUCGUUCAUCAGGACCAAUACCAAAAAGGUUGAGAACAAACUAGCCAAUUGUCGGAAGGUAAUCACGGAGUUGGAGAUGGAUCAUCUCAUGUUCCAAAUCCAUAAUGGUCGUAAACUUGAUGAUCUUUCCCAAACCGAGAUUGAGAAAUUAAUAUCAUAUUCAAGUAAGAAGAUUAUGGGCAUGGGGAGAGAGUUAGGUUAUACGGGACAUCCUUUCCCUUGUGUCUACGAGCCGUUUAUGGGAAACGAGUCGCCGAGCGCUUCGGAUGUUGCGUCUGAAUGGAGAGAGAAUAGUUUUAGCCUGAUGGGAAGUGGAAGCAUCUAUUUGAUGGAUCAAUGGUUCGAGGAUAAUCCAAAAGUUGAAGAAAAUUGCGACGAGGCUCAUUUACCCACAAUGACAUCUCGAUUCAACCUAAACGUGGAACCUUCUGAUGACGAUGACGAUGAGGACAUCAAGAUCUGUAAAGGGGAGAACAGCAAGUCUGGUGGUGCCGACGAUGCCUAA
Molecule: messenger RNA, 765 nt
Organism: Eutrema salsugineum
Lineage: Eukaryota; Viridiplantae; Streptophyta; Magnoliopsida; Brassicales; Brassicaceae
Product: MADS-box transcription factor PHERES 2
Exons: 1
Coding region: 1-765 (254 amino acids)
Biological process (GO): positive regulation of transcription by RNA polymerase II
Molecular function (GO): RNA polymerase II cis-regulatory region sequence-specific DNA binding; DNA-binding transcription factor activity, RNA polymerase II-specific; protein dimerization activity
Source: RefSeq, a predicted model, not a curated record